AUGGCAAGAAUUCCAGAAAAAUUAGUAAAUGUUGAAAAUUCACCAUUACCUUCAACACCAGUUGAUUUUUAUGGUAGAAUGAAAUCACAAAGAUCAUUAAUUUCAUUAACAGAAUUUCCACCAGAACAAUCACCAAAUCAAUUAGUUCAAAAAGCUGAUGAGAUUCAAUCGCCUGAUAAAUCAUCAUCAACUUCAUCAACUUCAACUUCAACUUCAAAAGAUGAUGAUUCAGAUGUUGAUAUUAUUUUAUUUAAACCAAAAGAUACAAAUAGAUUAACAGCUAAAAGAAGAGCAUGGGAUGAUUAUGCAUUCUUAUAUAAUCGUGAAGAAGUUAGAGCAUGGUUAGAAGAUAUUUUCGAUACUCUAUUUGAAGAAGAAGAUUUAUUUAAUGCUCUAGUCGAUGGUAUUUGGUUAUGUAAAUUGGUCAACAUUAUUAAACCAGGCAUUGUAAAGAAAAUUCAUGGUAAAAAAGGUCCAUCCUAUAUGAAACUUGAAAAUAUUAAUUUCUUUUUAUGUGCAUGCUUAGAAUUGGGUGUUUCCUCAAAUUGUCUCUUCUUACCAACUGAUCUCUAUGAAAAAAAGAAUCUUAAAAAAGUUAUCUAUUGUCUUUUAGCUUUAUCAAUUCAAGGUUCAAAAAGAGGUUUUAAACAUAAAUUAAUGAUUACUCAUUUUAAUAAUGAAUCUUCAAAUAGUAGUAGUAGUAGUAGUAAUAAUAAUAAUACCAAUACUAAUAAUAAUAAUAAUAAUGUAAAAGUAUCAAAUAAUUCUUCAACAUCAUCUUUAUCUUCUUUAUCUUCAUCUUCAUCAUCAUCAUCGUCAAAUGAAAAAAUUUUAUCAAAAGAUUUAAAUGAAACUUCAAUAUUAACAGAAGAACAAAAAGAUCAACAACAAUUAGAAAAUUAUUUAACAUCACAAGUUGAUAUACCAUUACCACCAACAUUAGUAAUGAGAAAGAGAAAGAAUACAAUUAAAUUAAGAAAAGAAAAAGAAGAGAAGGAAAGAUUGGAAAGAGAAGAACAAGAGAGAUUAGAAAGAGAAAGAUUAGAAAAAGAAGAAAAUGAAAGAUUAGAAAAAGAAAGAUUAGAAAAAGAAAAACAAGAACAAGAGGAAUUGAAAAAGAAGAGUACAAUUUCAUCUUUCUUGGGUAUUGCUAGAGGUUUAAAUAGUAAAAGAAAUUCAAAAGAAAUCACUAAACCAUACUCUCCAUCUUCUUCAACUUCUUCUUCACCAUCAUCAUCAAGACCAAGCUCUGGUCAAUAUAAUCCAAUACCAUCAUUCAAAAGUGAUGAAGAUGAGGGUGAUGAUGAAUAUGAAGAUUAUGAUGAUGAAGAGGAAGAGGAAGAAGAGGAAUUUAUUGAAUCUACAUUUGAUGAAGCAUUUAAUAUGAUGGGUACAUUUGUUGAAGAAGAAGGUGAUAAUGAAUUAUUUAUUAGAGAUGAAACUGAUGAUAUUAUCAGUCAAUUAGAUAGUGAAAUUUCAACUGAACAAGAAACUGAACAACAACAACAACAACAACCACCUCAAAAAGAAGAAGAAGAAAAAGAAAAAGAAGAUAAAGAGAAAGAAAUUCUCUCAAAUCAACAGGAUCAAAAACUUGAAUUAACCAAAGAACUUGAAUCUGAAACUACAGACUUUGAUACAAAUGAUGAAUCACUUGAUAGUAGUGAGGUUGAAUUCCAAGACCUUUCCUCUAGUGUUGGUGAUAUUAAUAUCAAUGAUUCUGAAGAUUCUUUAUUACAAUCAAAUCAACAAUUUGAUGAAAUUAAAAAUGAAAAUGAAAAAGAAGAAGUAGAAAACAAACAAGUAGAGGAAAUAGAAGAAAUUGAAGAGAUUUCAAUUCAAGAAAUUUUAAUUAAAGACCAUCCAAUGAUAAAUGAAAAUGAAAAUGAAAAUGAAAAUGAAAAUGAAAAUGAAAAUGAAAAUGAAAAUGAAAAUGAAAUUGUAAAUAAAAUUAAUGAAGUUGUGAAUGAAAGUAAUAAUAAUACAAUAAUAGUUGAUACAGAAGAAAUAAAAGAAGAUGUAGAAAUUAAUGAAAAAACUCAAGAUUUAAUUGUAUUAGAAAAUAGUUCAAGUGAUAUUGAAGAAAUUGAAAAACAAUCUCAAAAUGAUAAUAAAACUGAGGAUGAAGAAAUUAUAAUUUCAAAGAAUUCUUUAAUGGAUAUUGAUAGAAAUCAAUUGGAAACAAUUGAAAAUUUAGAAAUUAUUUCCAAACAAGAGAAUAAAGUUAAUGAAACGAUCCAAACCCAAUCCUUUUCUCAAGAUAGUUCUAUUGUUGAAAAUAUUCAAUCAUCAUCAUCAGUAUCGUCCUCAUCAACAUAUUCAAUGGCACAAUUACAACAAUCAGAAUCAACUCUUAUUAUCACAGAGUCGUCAACAACAACAACUACAAAAACCGCAUCUUCAUCUGCAUCAAUUACAACAACAUCUUCAUCAAUAUCCUCUGCAUCAUCUUCAUCAUCAUCUUCAUUAAUUGAAGAAGAAGACAUUCAUCAACAAUUGAAAAUUCAAAAAGAACAAGAACAAGAACAACUUACUCAACAAACCAAAACAAGUAAUAAAAAUAACUUAAUUGGUAAACUCAUUAAAGAACAAGAAUCAACUAUUCAAAUUACAUCAGAUUCCUUCACUCAAGAAAAAGAAAUUAGUUCUACCUCUUCUUCUUCUUCUUCUUCCUCUUUGGCAAUUAAUGAAAAUAAACCUGAAAUAAUAACAGAGAAAAUUGAGUUAUCAUCUUUAUCAUCCACAUCCUCAUCAUUAAUUGAAUCAAAUACUACAAAUGUAAAUAGUAAGAAAAAUAAUGAUAGUAGUAUUAUUAAUGAAUCAGCUUCAAAUUCAAAGAUUUUGACAUAUAAAUCAUCAUCUACUUCUUCUUUAUCAAGUGAAACGGAAGAGGAGAUAAUUAAAAAUAAUUCAAAGAUAAUUUCAUCAACUUCUUCAUCAUUGACAAAUUUAAAAGCAACUUCAUCAUCUUCCUCAUCAAAAUUAAAGAAACCACUUACCUCUGGUAUUAAAGCACCAAUUUCAACUACAACUUUAUCAUCACCAUCAUCCUCUUCAAUUUUAUCGACCCCACCAACAACUCCUCAAAAAACAUAUACUGCAACCACUACAAUCACUACUACAACCAUUACAAUUCCACCAGAAAAAUCAGAGACAUCACCAAUUACAACUCCAGUUACUACUCCAGUAUCAUCACCAAGUAAAACACCAAAACCAUCUAAAUUACAAACUCCAACUAAAAAGAGAACAUUAGCUGCAAAUGUAGUGGUUGAAGAGGCUAAAAAGGCAACGAUGUCUCCAUCAUCAUCAUCAUCAACACCAACAAAAUCAUAUCAAACAACUACAACUAUUACAACUACAACUAUUACAACACCUUUACCUUCACCAACUACAACACCAAUGUCAUCACCAUCUAAACAACCACAACCAUCAUUACUUAAAAGGCCAUCUUCAUCAUUAAGUAAUUUAAGUAAUGCUAUUUCAAAUGGUAAUAGUUCAUCUACAACUUAUAAAAAUACUGAACCAACUACAACAGCAACCACCUCCUCAACAAUUUCAAAUAUUCCUGAGGAUGAUGAAUCACCACCUCCAAUGGAGGAUUUAGAUGUUGAUAUUGAUAUUUCAAAUGAAAGUAAUCAACCAAAGAGAGAAAUUAUUAAAAAGGAUUAUUCCUAUCAUAGAUCCUAUAGUUCAGUUUCAAAUUAUCCAAAAUAUUCAAGUGUUGCAUCUGAUCAAACUGAUAGAAUUUUUGGUGAAUUCUUAAAUAACACAAUGAAGAAUAUUUUACCACCAUCAAUCGUUGUACCAAAUAAAAUCGUUAGAUUAUCUGCAAAUAAAUAUAAAUGGGGUGAUUCAAUCGUUAAUAUGCGUUGUGUAAACAAUAUGAUAGUAGUUAGAGUUGGUGGUGGUUGGAUGACUUUAAAAGAUUUCUUAAUUCGUUAUAAUUCAGUUAUCACUGCUUCUGAUAUUGAUAAAAUUAAUCAAUCUCAAGAUGAUUCAAACAACAAUAAUAAUAGCAACAACAAUAAUAACAAUGAUGAAAUGAAAAAAUUACAAAUUCAAAAAAAUUAUAAAACUAAUAGUGGAGAAAUUAAAACGUCUCAACCAUUAUCACCAAUUAAAGGAAAUGUAAUCAAAGCAACUAAAAAUAUUAAUUUCCCUUCGUCUACAUUAAGAUCUGGUACCCCUGCUCCUUACUCAAGAUCACCAUCCUCUAUUUUAAGAUCUGGUACUCCUGCUCCACCUGAAUUGGAUGAUAAAGAAGAUACAAAUUCAGUUCAAUAUAAAUUAGGUGUUCAUAGAACAAAUGUUUCAAGUGGUACUUUAAGAACUGUAGUUUCAAAUACACCAUCUCCAACAAGAUCUUCAUCUUCAAUUGGUGGUCAAAGAACUAUUAAUAAACCAACAACAACAACCACUAGUAAUACCACUUCAAAUUUAAAAUCACCAUCUUCAUCAAUUGGUGGUAGUAGAUUAUCUUCAACUCCUUCAUCUUCACCAAUGAAACCAAAAACACCAUCAUCAUCUUCAACACCACCAACCUCAUCAAUAAAAUCACCGAUUAAUAGACCAAGUUCAGCAGCUGGUAUAUCAUCUCCAUCAAGAACAACCCCAACAACUUCAACAACGACAACGACAACGACAACAACUCCAACUUCUAAAUUUAUAACUACCAGACCGUCAUCUGCUGCAUUACCAUCUAGACCAACUACCUCAUCAACUACACCUACAAAAACUACAACUACUACAACAAAGCCUUUAAAAAAAUAA
Dictyostelium discoideum AX4 is the source of this 4770-nucleotide messenger RNA. RefSeq lists its product as hypothetical. Gene Ontology annotation, molecular function: microtubule binding. Lineage: Eukaryota; Evosea; Eumycetozoa; Dictyosteliales; Dictyosteliaceae. The transcript has a single exon. The coding region runs from base 1 to 4770 and encodes 1589 amino acids. Gene Ontology annotation, cellular component: cytoskeleton. The record is from RefSeq and is a predicted model, not a curated record.